Messenger RNA from Acaromyces ingoldii, 1950 nucleotides. RefSeq lists its product as hypothetical. Lineage: Eukaryota; Fungi; Basidiomycota; Exobasidiomycetes; Exobasidiales; Cryptobasidiaceae. The transcript is spliced from 6 exons. The record is from RefSeq and is a predicted model, not a curated record. Bases 22 to 1755 code for a protein of 577 amino acids.
CGCGACACCAUCCGACGAAAAAUGGCCGAGGGUACUGGGCUCAAGCGUGAGCGCACACUCGAAUCGGAGGAUGGAGAUGACGAUAAGCGUUCAGGUACAGAAGACAUAAGCGGUCAGGAAGAUCGUCCAUCGGGCAGCGAAUGGCUCCCUGCUUCGAGGCUCCCUGCUUCGAAAAUCAAAUCGGCAAAGGCGAAGCAAAAGCGAAAGACAGGUCUAUAUGCUUCUGUAGAGUCGCUGGCUACGGACGAGACUAAGGACGACGUCGAUCUCCAGGAGAAACUAGCCAAUGUAGACUCGACGAUACUCGAUCGCAUUCGGAAGGCUCUGGCCUUGGCGCAGCAUGCUGGCACUGGAGAGCACGAAGCACGUCAAGCCCUUCGUUUGUCUACUCGACUUCUGUCCCAAGCCAAUCUGACCCAAGCGGACGUCAUUGCGCACGAAACGGAAAAGGAAAGGCAGCAGCGUGCGGGCUCCUCGCAGGUUGCCAUCAGGCACUACGAGGAAAAGCGCAUCAACAUGGAAUCGUGGUCAUCAAGCCUGGCAGGAGCUGUGAAAAUCUUCUUUGAUGUCCAGUGCUACACUGAGACGCGUCGGCAGAACGACCCACGCAUAGUCUGGGUUUUCUACGGACUCAGCGCGAACACCGUCGCGGCUGCGUUGGCUUUUGAGAUGGUUUACAACCAGGCAUUACAUUGGGCAAGGGCGAACAAAGAUGCCAAAGGCAAGACAGGCAAGAACUCCUAUCUUCACGGCCUCGCUGAUGGCCUGUAUGCAAUGGCAAAGCAAGAGAAGAAGAAGGAAGAGAAGCUGGCUAUUGAAGCCGAGACGAACAAGCAAAAGGCAGCCGUUCGAGACGACGAAGAGCAGCGUCGUAAGGAGAUCGCUCGUCUUCAAGACCCACUCCUGUCGAUGAAGAGAAAAGGUAGCGGAACGAAGGAAGACGCCAUCGAAGUCCUUUCGGACGAUGGGAGCCGUAGUCCGACUGAGCCGAAAUGGGACCUGUUCCCAGCCGAUAGCAGCAACACGAAGGCGACAAAAGUCGAGGAUGUGGACGAUGAAGAUGAGAUCAAGUUCGUAGGAUUGAAGGCAGGACGCAGCGGAGGUCCGCCUGAUCCGAAUUUUGUCAUCAAGAUGGAAGAGGAGCAAGGCGACACGUACGAAGAAGAGCCUAUCGCUGGGCCGCUUGAUGAUGAUGACAGCGAGACCGAAUAUGAGACGGGCAGCGAGGGCGGUUCCGAAGAUUUUGGAGGAGGGUUCGGGACGAUGGAUGAUCCAGCCCACUUCGAAGACGGCGAUGAAUUCGACGUUGAUAUGGAGGCAGAUCGGCUUCUCAACCGGGCUUCAGACGUGAAAGAAGAAAAGACAAUGGGCUUCUCGAAUAAAGUCAAGAAGGAAGAAAUCUUGGACGAUGCCGGAGACAUAAAGCCCACUUCUGACAACCUUACCAGCACCUCCAUGGAUAUAGACUCAACCUCAUCAUCAUUGCCUCAGGGCCCGUCUUCAUCCAACCCAGUCAAACAGGAGCCAAAGGUUGAUGAAGUGGAAGAAAAUUACGGCUCCUGGCAGUCCAUGGGUCAGUUGACGCUCUUCCGCAACAAUGCGCAACAGAUCGCAGACGAUUACCUCAAAGGUACAAAGCUUAAGCUCAGGAAAGGCCGAGCAUUCAAGGGUUACAGACGUGACAAAGACGCCUAUGGGCAAGGCAAAGAGGCUGCCAAGAAGGUCGAUUUUCGGAGGAGGAGGAUUGAAGGGUGAUCAAUCGAGCAAAAGUUGCUUCAAAGCAGCAUGGAAGAGAAUAAGGUAGAGGGCAAGACCAUUGGCUGGAAAACGUCACGAACAUGUAGCAUAUGGAAUAUACCUCACCAUCAAGACCGAGAAAGUCCUCAUCAAAUCCCCAUCACACAAUGUGCGCAACAUGCGAGAGAAACACUAGUCAGAUUUGAAAGAGAG